Messenger RNA from Tetrahymena thermophila SB210, 1829 nucleotides. RefSeq lists its product as hypothetical. The record is from RefSeq and is a predicted model, not a curated record. NCBI's taxonomy places the organism in Eukaryota, Ciliophora, Oligohymenophorea, Hymenostomatida, Tetrahymenidae. The transcript is spliced from 5 exons.
GGAACUUUAUGGAGUAAUACAAUUAGGAUAUUUUAAAUAAGAUAACAUAGUAAUAAAUCUAAAAUAGAUUAAAACAUGCUUAGUUAUUAUAAGAACCUUCAUACUUCAAUCAGGAUUAGAUUAACUAUAAAAGAAAUUACUACAAAGACUUGUUUACUCUCGAGAAUAAGCUCAAAUAAUUUUAAAGAAAUGAUCUAAUAUAUAAACAAAAUGACAUAAUUAAAAAAGAAAGAAUUUAAGAUUUAAUAGAUAAAAGAAUGGAUUUAAAGCAAAAAGAAGAUUAAUUAUAUGAAUAAAUAAGAAAUAUAUAAAAAUUCUCUAGUAGCCCAUCAUUAAUUCGCUCAUAAUAAGCUAAUAAUUAUUAUUCUACACCUCAAAUUCCAAAUAAAGCUUCUAAUAAUAUUAAUAUUUUUACAAAUGCUGGUAGAACUGUCUCUAAUAUUUAAAACAAUUAAAAUAACCUUUUUAAAAACAUGGAUUUUAAUGAUUUUAAAAAAAUGAGAUUACUUAAUAAUUAGUAUUCAUUAACCGAGCUAGAAUUAGCUCAAAUUAACUAAAAUUUAUAAAAGUUUGAUAGCUUAGUAAAUAAGUAGCCAUACGUGAAUAAUAUAAUGAAGUUGAAGAGUUAAAAUGAUAUAACUUCUGAGAAACAUGUAGUUGAUUAUCUAAAAGCUUAAAUAAAUGAUUUAGAUUUACAGUGUACUUCUUUAUCCAGAAGCUCUCCCUAUUAUAUUGAUAAGCAGAGGCAAAUAGAUCACAUAAAAAAAAUAAUAUUCUUUAUAUAAAAUAAAAAUCCUUUCAAACCUCAAGCAGAUAUAGGAACUGGUUCUAACGAGCAAAUAAAUGGUUUUCAUAUUAACUGGGAUUUUAUUAAAUUUAUUCCUAGCUAUGUUAAAAGAGUAAAAAUCAAUUAUGGUAUCUUCAAAAGAGAAAGCACGUUUUUUACAUAUAGAACUACUUCAGAUUAUUAUGCUCAUAAUUAAAAUUAUUUAGAUAAUACACCUGACAGACAAAUAGCUGUAAUAAAUGAACAACAUGUCAUUCAAGGUAUGAUUUUAUAAGAAAAUGUUGUACUCUAUUUAGAUUUGUGGAUAUGGGAUGAGUCAGACUAAAAUUUAAUCAAAUAUGGGUGGUCUCUUUUAGACUUAUUCGAUAUAAAAGGAAAUUUUCUACCAGGAAAAUACAGAAUACCGUUCUAUCCGAAAGAAAUGAAAGCACACUCUUUAUUUUAAAAUGGACUUAAAUAUUUAAGUCAUAAUUGCUUUUGUUAUAUUAAUGUGUAAACAAGUAAGGAGCAUUUUAAUUUUAAUAAGUAAUAAUUUGAUUACGAAUCUGAGUACUAUAUUCCUCCUCUGCACUUGAAACCUAUUAGAGAAGAAAUAAUAUAUCAACCAGAUAGCAUACAGAUAUAUACCUCUGCAGAUGAUAUGCCUUAAGUAGGAAUUCCAAAGAGAGAUAAAACCAUCAAAGAUAAGCUAGAUCAAAAAAAUGAUUUUAUAUAUAACUAACCAAAAGCAGAAAACCAAAAAAAAGAUGGAAAUAAUGAAAAUAGCAGUAAUAAUAAUUUAUAAAACUCAACUUUAAAAUUGAUUGAUUGAUUAAAAAUAAAAUUAAUAAAUUAAAAACUAUAAAAAAUACAUUGAAAAAUUUUAAAUGAAUUAAAUAUUUAUUACACAAAAUAAAAAAUGAAUAGUUUUAUAAAUAUUCUAAAUUUGUUUCCUCUCGCGCUUCUCUUUCAAAUAUAUUAUUAAUUAAUAAUAUUUUAAGUAUUAAAGGGCAGGGCUUGUAAAAAAGGUGUGGGAUUUAAGUAUAAGAAUUAUUUUUAGAAA